Schizophyllum commune H4-8 is the source of this 1378-nucleotide messenger RNA. RefSeq lists its product as uncharacterized. Lineage: Eukaryota; Fungi; Basidiomycota; Agaricomycetes; Agaricales; Schizophyllaceae. The transcript has 2 exons. The record is from RefSeq and is a predicted model, not a curated record. The coding region runs from base 111 to 956 and encodes 281 amino acids.
UAUUUCAUCCACGGGAGCAGCCUUCACUCUACUCGACGAUCACUCACCGUCGCCUCCAAGCUCGUCCAGGUCGCCAUCUGCCACCCCCAGCACCGGUCCGCUCCCUUUUAAUGUCUGGCCGCUCGUUCUCCGUCUACCGCGACACCCCCGCGGCCCCGUCGCGGCCGGCCACUCCCCCAGCGACGUCCGACAAGCCUGCGCCCUCCGCCAGCUCGGACGCGGUGGCCCCCGGCACCCCGCUCUCCCCCACCAGUGGCGAGAAGGAGAACACGAACCCGGUGACUGGCCAGCGCGCGGGCGCUCCGGCCGUCGCGGGCAAGAAGCGCAAGACUGCAGUGCUGGCCACGAAGGCAUCGCUGCCUCUCGGAGAGAAGGCGCGGCAGGAGGUAGAGGCAGCGGAGCCUGAAGCGAAGAAGCGCAAGGCUUCUAUCCUUCGCCCCAAGGACGGCAAGUCGUCAUCCAUCCCGCGGAAAUCAGCUAGUGGGACGGCGAAGAAGGGGGCGAAGAAGGUGGCGCGCCGCGGUGCAUCCCCCUUGCCAAAGGUCGAGGAGCUCCCCGAGGAGAACGAGACGAAAGAAGUCACGCAAGCGCUCAUCAACGAGCGAUGCUACGAACUCACGGUCAGCCCGCUGGCCGACGUUACCGAAGCGUAUGUCGAGAAGUCCACCGAGGCCACCGCGACGCCUGCCACCCCAAAGAAAACUGAGAGCACGUUCACGACUAUCAGGGAAAAAUCAGUUGAACCCGAGAUCUCCGACCCCGCCCCGAUCGCCCCCGCCAAGGCGCGGGCGAAGUCCAUUGUGCGCAAGGUGCUCACGACGCCUGAGCGCCGGGCCAUCUCCUCCACGUUCACCUUCCACUCCCCCUCCCCCACGAGCGAACGUAUCAAGGACUCGCGCGUCGACCCCGACCUGAUCAUCGACCUCAAGUCCGACGACCUCUUCGGGUUCUUCUGACGAGGAUCCGCCCCACGAAUGUUUCCACGACCGCAUAUCUACCUUCAUCUUUGCAUUAUCUAUUGGCACGCACUAUCGCUGUCGCAGACCGCUCUUCUCAUACCAGAAUCCGUACCAGAAUCCAAACUACAAAUCUUAUCGCAUACCAUCGACGUUCCGUGUCCCGCUUCUUACACUUACUUGCGCGGCUCUGGCGGAGUCGCGCGGCUGCUUGUCUGUUUUUCCCCGACUGCUUUCCUCAUCUCUUCGCAUAUAGCCCAGUUGACGUUCACGAACCUGGCCAGGACAGACAUGCCAUGUUCUGUACGUCGCCGCAGUGCUGUCCGUGUUACCUACCCAUACCAUGUGUACAACAAUUGCAUCUCAUUGUAUCGUGGCAUGCAAUCCCAUCCCUAUUUAUCGGUCUCUCUCCCUUGCACCUU